AUGCCGGAGCUGGACGACUUCGACAACUCCGAUGGCGUGAAGGUGGCAGACUUUGACGUAGAGGAGACGCUGGGGAAGGGAAAGCACUCGGAAGUGUUCCGUGCGCGCCACAAGAGCACAGGCCAGACGGUGGCGUUGAAACGGAUCCACAUAUUCGACAUAAUGGACUCAAAGCAGCGCGCGGACUGCCUGAACGAAGCCAAGCUGCUGCAGAGCCUGAAUCACCCCAACAUCGUCAGCGUGCUCCAGGCGUGGGUCGAGGAGAACGACGUGCUGAUGGCGCUCGAGUGCUGCGAGCAGGGCGACCUCGCGAGCGUCCUCGAGGCGCACAAGACCAACGGCACCGCGCCGACGGAGCGCGAGAUCUGGAUGUGGUUCGCGCAGGUGGCCAACGCCGUGGCCUGCAUGCACCGCCACCGCGUGAUGCACCGCGACAUCAAGCCCGGCAACAUCUUCAUCACCGGGAGCGGGAGCGUCAAGAUCGGCGACCUCGGCCUCAGUCGCUACCUCUCGAGCCAGACGGUGCAAGUGCAGUCCAUGGUGGGGACGCCCUGCUACAUGAGCCCCGAGGUGAUCCGGGGACUGCCCUACGAGUUCUCCUCGGACGUCUGGGGUCUCGGGUGCCUGCUGUACGAGAUGGCGGCGCUGCGGAACCCCUUCGUCGGCCCCAAGCUGAACUACUACACCCUGGGCAAGAAGAUCGCGUCGUGCCAAUACGACCCCUUGCCUGAGUCAGCGCCGGAGUCGGUGCGCGAGAUGGUCGGGCUGCUCCUCCGCGCGGACCCCGCGGAGCGUCCGAGCGUCGAACAGAUCCUCGAACGCAUCGAGUCCCUAACCAAGUGA
This is a messenger RNA of Pedinophyceae sp. YPF-701, 843 nucleotides long. The record is from the annotation of a GenBank genome assembly. Lineage: Eukaryota; Viridiplantae; Chlorophyta; Pedinophyceae.